This is a messenger RNA of Chara braunii, 2274 nucleotides long. The record is from the annotation of a GenBank genome assembly. NCBI's taxonomy places the organism in Eukaryota, Viridiplantae, Streptophyta, Charophyceae, Charales, Characeae.
GCUCGUGCUUGCCCCAGUUGACCGCAAUGACAUUGUCGGCGGCCAGGGAAGACGGAUCACGCCGACCGAAUUUUUGGAAAGGGACCCGGCAGAGUUCAACUGGUACGCUGUCUGUGGUCAGCAUAACGUUUGAGGCCAUGAAGAGAUUGGUCAGAAAGGACUCCUCGACAGUUAAAGUUUAUGGCCUCAACGCGUACUCUAAGGUGCGGGUCGUCUAUUUAGGAGAUGAUCAAACACGACGGUAUUUCAAUGUCUCCUGCUUCGACAACACACGCGAAAAUCACUCCAUGAUGUUGUCAUUCGAGGACGUUGUCCGUGACAUCAGGCAAUGGUGGAUAGACAACAAUAGAAUCGAGGUCCCCAAAGCCAAGGUCAUCGAGAAGGAUAAGGUGGCCGUUGCACAUCAGAAGACGUGGCAAAACUUCUUGAGGGCCUGCAUGGGGAAGGCAUGCGAUAAGGCAUUUGUAAAGCAAGCUCUCGAGAAUGAGUACAGUAAGGAUUGUAGUAAUAAACUCCGGGGCUACAUGAACCUCGCCACAUCUAGUGUUGCAGUGUGGCCGCUGGUCGAGAGGUUCUUCGAGAUGUUCAACGAAGGAAAGCUAUCAGUUGGCGAUUGCAAAAUCCCGCUUGACAUGCCCGGUAGGAUGGAAGGCCGCCUGCCAGGCCCGUACACCGACAAGACCAAGGGACAAAGAACAUUGUACCAUUGCAUAUAUGCAACAGAUGGUCCCAAAGGCUCCACCGUGUCGUGGAAGGAUCUCCGUCCUUCCUACUUCAAAAAUUUUGGGGAUUUGACAUGUCGUGAGAGGGAAGUUGCGUUGCUCCUGCUCAUGAAGGGGAAGGUGGUCGCAACGAACGUUAAGGUCUUGCCUCCAAGAGUGAACACAGAGUGCCUCCUCGACAUCAUGCGAAAGGAGCGGUACAUGGUGCGUAUGUUCAAUUAUGUUCUGUUCCGCGCGGAGGGAAGGGCGGACGACGAAUGGAACGACGCGUUCUUCAUGUCGUACAAGGACCUUGAAGACAGGUAUGGGCCAAACGGUUUGUGCGUUGCUGAAUGGGAGAAGGAACGGGACAAGUUAUAUGUCAAUAAGGUGAAGAUGGUCCCUCGACGACUUGGAGGAGUGGAGGAGGCAAGGCAAGGUGCGGGUUUGGGGCCUACGACGACAAUGUAUAAGGAGGCUCCGUUUCACCUUAAGCUCUUCAUAUACACUGCAAUCGAUAAGCUCGAUUUGCUUCGCGCCGAGGUGAAACGGAUCGCCUCCAGCGCGCUUCACAUUGUGUGCGACAAGCUUGGCAAACAAACGACGUUGCUACCUGUGUGCAUGCCAUCGAAGGAAGUGUUGGCAGCGCCAGACGACAUCGUCGCUGCAACGCAAAAAAUGACAUGCAGGGCCGCCAUCGUGGACAUCCCAUCCUCGAACUUCAGCACAGCGUGGACCUCUCACGAAUUUGAUGCCUUGCACACACUGAUGACCAAGUGUUGUGGCCAGAAUCGGAUCCUUUUCUUCUUUGCGCCGCAUAAGGUGCAAAGCGAUGUUCUGCGUCACUUGUUCCGAUGGGAGGACGUCGAAGUCAUCCCCGGGACCUGGAAACGGGUGGACAGGCCGCUGAACGACAUCACACGAUACGGCAAUAUGGCUAUGACGAGUCGAGAUAUGAUGGCCAUUGUCCUGCACGCCGAGGGAGGGGAUCUAAAAAAAGCAGGGCAGAGGGAGGAUGACGGGACUACUGUGGUGAAGACUCAAGAGGUUCACAUGACGUCUAUGCCGCAAAUCUCCGUCGCCAUGACAAAACCGUCCAAACGCAUGGAUGUGUCAAACGCAUUGUCGUCAGAUGCAGGUGCCACGUACGGGAGUUUAUUACUAACAUGCGCCGCAUUAGAAGGCACAUCCGAAAUGCAGUCAGAGUCAGGUGUUGGCCUGAGCGUGCCGGACAAUCAGUUGCAACAGGAGUUAUGCACAGGCAAAGGUGAUGCACAAUCACCGCUGACACCACAGGGAGGGGCCGCUGCUGAUGGUGGGAAGGGAGGGGAUGUGGAGAAAAUCCUCCAUUCUCGCAAUCUUGAGACCUUAACCGAUGAUUUUGAUUAUGAGGAUGAGGGUGGAAAUGACGUGGUCAAUACGAGGGGAUUGUGAAAUGAUCAGUGAGGCGGGAGGGGGGCAAUGAAGAGGGAGAAACCAACGAUAUGAUUACAAUGUUAUUCUUUUCUUUGUUGAUUGAAAUCGCACAAUUGACUCGUUUGUUUUUAGUUCCAAAUGAAACUAGUAUUAGUCU